This is a messenger RNA of Monopterus albus (swamp eel), 685 nucleotides long. Its product is annotated as integrator complex subunit 4-like. Bases 92 to 685 code for a protein of 197 amino acids. Gene Ontology annotation, biological process: snRNA processing. The record is from RefSeq and is a predicted model, not a curated record. The transcript has 5 exons. Gene Ontology annotation, cellular component: integrator complex. Lineage: Eukaryota; Metazoa; Chordata; Actinopteri; Synbranchiformes; Synbranchidae.
UUUCCCCACAGUACGUAGCCUACGGGAAGUGAACACGGACAAUUUAAGUUGCUGCUGAGGAGACGAGCUUUGCUAACCAUUUUCUUUGAACAUGGCCGCACAUCUGAAAAAGCGAGUUUAUGAAGAAUUUUCCAGAGUUGUACAGAUUCCCCAUGAAGAAGCUCCAGCCAAGAAGCUGCGUCUGUCCAGACCCAGUAAGUCUGCAGCUCUGCAUAUUGACCUCUGUAAGGCCACCAACUCCACUGAUGCCCUACAGUACCUACUGCAGUUUGCACGCAAGCCUGUGGAGGCAGAGAGUGUGGAAGGUGUGGUCAGGAUCCUGUUGGAGCACUACUACAAGGAAACAGAUAACUCAGUGAGGCUGAAGAUCGCUUCUCUGCUGGGUCUGCUGUCCAAAACACAGGGUUUCAGCCCCGACUGCAUCGUAGACGACGCCAUUAACACACUCAACACCGAGAAGUCCCAUCAGGUCCUCGCCCAGCUGCUGGACACUCUGCUGAUCAUUGGUACUCAACUACCUGAGAGUCCUGCAGUCAGACAUCAGCUCAUAGAGGUGGCCUGCAAGCACCUGUCUGAUACAUAUUUUGGGGUAAGGAACAAGUGUCUGCAGCUCCUGGGAUGCCUCGGCAUGGUGGACACUCCUCUGAACAAAGAUAACGAAGGACUGGGCACAUCGACAGGUUAA